Pezoporus flaviventris is the source of this 2050-nucleotide messenger RNA. RefSeq names its product ORMDL sphingolipid biosynthesis regulator 3 (gene ORMDL3). The transcript has 4 exons. Gene Ontology annotation, biological process: ceramide metabolic process; negative regulation of ceramide biosynthetic process; intracellular sphingolipid homeostasis. Gene Ontology annotation, cellular component: endoplasmic reticulum membrane. NCBI's taxonomy places the organism in Eukaryota, Metazoa, Chordata, Aves, Psittaciformes, Psittacidae. The record is from RefSeq and is a predicted model, not a curated record. Bases 145 to 606 code for a protein of 153 amino acids.
GGGCGGGGAGGGCCGGGCCGGGCGGCGGCGAGGAGCCCGCCGGGAGCGCAGCCGGGGCCGUGGGUGCGCGACGGAGACAGCCCCGGCCCCGCCGAGCCGGGCCGAGCAGCGUUUCAGGGGUGCCUGUUGGACACAAGAGCCAACAUGAACGUGGGGACAGCGCACAGCGAGGUGAAUCCCAACACCCGGGUCAUGAACAGCCGGGGCAUCUGGUUGUCCUACAUCCUUGGAAUUGGGCUGCUGCACGUCGUGCUCCUGAGCAUCCCCUUCUUCAGUGUCCCCGUGGUUUGGACUCUUACCAACAUCAUUCACAACAUGAGCAUGUACAUCUUUCUCCAUACCGUGAAAGGAACUCCUUUUGAGACUCCGGACCAGGGCAAGGCUCGGCUGCUCACGCACUGGGAGCAGAUGGACUAUGGAGUGCAGUUCACGGCGUCCCGCAAGUUCCUCACCAUCAUGCCCAUCGUCCUGUAUUUUCUAACCAGCUUUUACACAAAGUACGACCGGAUCCACUUCGUCAUCAACACCAUCUCCCUCAUGAGCGUCCUGAUCCCCAAGCUGCCGCAGCUCCAUGGCGUCCGGAUCUUUGGCAUCAACAAGUACUGAGCUGCGUGGCUGGGGCGAAUGCAAGAGGAGCAGGGGGAGAGGGGGAUGUUCCUUCUCUCUAGUUCCGUUUCUUCUUCCCCACGCAGACUGGGAUGCAAUUUCACAGCAGCUGUUUAACUGCAGUAUCCCAUAGACAUACACCGCAUGCUGGAUCCUCACGCCCAAUAAACCUAAACCAGCUCCAGAGUAGAGUUUAGUGGAAGCAGGAUGCGUGGCACUGGGUUCCUUACAUUCCAGUGUCAUAACUAGAUGCAGACUUCAAGGUACAACGAGGAUGAAUUCUGGUGGGAUUUUAAUCUAUCCCAGACACUGAAUGAAGAGGGAUGAGGGGAAAAGCUUUUAGUGCUGGUACUAUUGCUGUGGUAAAUGCACUUUAAUAUAUUUCCCUUUCUGAAGCUAAGUGCUUUAAGCAGUAUGUGGGGGAAAUUCAAAGGGAUACAGCCAAGCUUUCCCAAUACCUGAUUGUUUUGGGGUUUGAGUUCCAUUUUGGGGCAGGGCAGUGGGAAGAGAAUGGCAAAUUCUUGUUUUGCAAUCUUUUACGUCACUGAGAUAGGAAGCUCUUUAGUAAAGGCAGUAGAGGAAGGAGUGACCUGCAACCUGAGCAACUUCCUCUUUACUGUGGAACUAUUUGUGUGCUUCGGGGAAACGCUCAAGAGAACCUACAUCUGAUUUGUUAUUUUCAGCUUGUGCCAGAAGCUGAUUAACGGCUCCCCAGCCCAAACUGCUGAUUUUUAAGGGCACUCUGAGUGCUCAGGCAGUGCAGCACUCAGCCCAAGGGCUGGGUGCAGGGCAGUGAUGACUGACAGCAAAUGCCACUGAGCAGCUCACACACAGCGACCGCACCAGUGUGGGAGAAGCUGCAGACUGACAGGUACAGGCCAAGCGAGAUGGAUGGAUGAUGCCUGCUUGCUGAAAUCAGUGACUGCAAUUUGGACUGUCUUCUCCUCAGCCCAGCUCUUGGUUGCUCAAGUCCAUGUCCAUGUUACUGGGAUCUGCCAGUUCUCCACUUAGCCAUGGACUUGGCUCAAUUCCUGACUCGAGGCAAGCAAGUGUUCCAGUUCUGGCUUACCUGGAAAUCUGUCACUCAGCUCCACUCGUGAGUCCUCAUGUGGUCACUGGUGAGGAGACUGUAGGAGAGUAAUACCGACCAGCACCAGCCUGACGUGGCCAACAGAAGGACACAGUGGGUCCCUGGUAAUAAUUACUUAGUACAGGAACAAAAUCAAGCCUUUUUCCCAUUAAAUUCCCACCUAAAGGAUGCAGGUUUGCAGGUUUCGAUUCCCUGGCUGAGAGAGCUUUCUCCUGUUCAAAGUCAUUGUUUUUAAUUCUGGGUUGUGUUGCUGGAAUGUGUGAACCCUCAUGCUUCCCCUGUAAAAGCCUCUCUUUUGUUGUCUCAGUGCUUCUCUCCCACUUUGGACAGUGGUAUAAUCAUUUUAAAUAUGUC